AUGGAGGAGUAUUUUGAAACAAUUGAAGAAGAGGAUGAAAAGGCUAUUGUUGGUUCUCAUGCAUCAUCAAUUAAGAGGAAGCUGCCAAAAGAUGUUCAGAAAACAUCAAAGAAAAAGGAAGGACUCACGAGUGAAGUUCUCAAAGAUGAGAGGUUUAUAGCUAUAUUUGAAAAUAAGGACUUUGAGGUUGAUGAAAUCUCAAACGAAUACCUGGCUUUGCACCCAAUGCAUCAACAACAAAAACAGGCAUCUUUUCUGGAGGAGUAUUUUGAAACAAUUGAAGAAGAGGAUGAAAAGACUAUUGUUGGUUCUCAUGCAUCAUCAGGAGCUGAUGAUGCAGAUGUUCAGAAAAAAUCAAAGAAAAAGAAAGGUCUUACGAUUGAAGUUCUCAAAGAUGAGAGGUUUACAGCUAUAUUUGAAAAUAAGAGGAAGCUGCCGAAAGUUAAUCGGGCUCUGGCAGCCCGACUUCUUCAGGAGGAGGAAGAGCUGAAUCAGAAUAAGGGAGGUGAUGAUGCAGAUGUUCAGAAAACAUCAAACAAAAAGAAAGGUCUGAUGAGUGAUGUUCUCAAAGAUGAGAGGUUUAGAGCAAUGUUUGAAAAUAAGAUUACGAGGAAGCUGCCGAAAUGUAAUCUGGCUCAGGCAGCCCGCCUUCUUGAGGAGGAGGAAUAG
Molecule: messenger RNA, 669 nt
Organism: Sesamum indicum (sesame)
Lineage: Eukaryota; Viridiplantae; Streptophyta; Magnoliopsida; Lamiales; Pedaliaceae
Source: RefSeq, a predicted model, not a curated record